UCCGAGCGACAUGAGAAUUCAUUCGAUUAUUGAAUAAAACUUAGAGGACUCGGUUAAGUUGAAAGAGUUCGAAUCGCGUGUCAAACUCCCAUUUUCACUAACGAGAAAAUCGCACAUCAGGAAUGACCAGCCUUUCGUGACAGGCUAACUAGAGCAUAAUUAAAACGACGAGUUGCCUGUACUUCGCACGUACGUUAAUAACAAUUCUCACGAGAUAAUGCGAAAACAGGGUAGAGCUUAGCUAAGUAGAUGAGCAGAAUUAGCGAACAAAUCGCCAGUUUGUUAAAACCAGGAGAAGGUGAAAGAUCGCAGUGGUGGUGCCCAAUAACUUCGAAUCCCCUCAAACCAGCCCGAAAAAACAGAUCGAGGAGCAACGGUAAAAAGCAAGCAGAAAGAGACCAAAAUCAAGGCGAUGAUGGCGGAGGAUUCCGAUUUCGAAAGUGCGCUCAAGGCGACCACGGACUUGAUAUUUCUAUUUGUUGGUUUCAUCCUCAACCUCGGGAUCUUCAUCGUCGUACUGUCAAAACAACGACUGCGAAAUCCCAUCGGUUGUUACACGAUGAGUAUGACGAUCGCGAGCCUCUUGAUGCUUCCGAUUGUUAUCGAAGACAUCCUUAAACGCUGGUUUCGCAUCGAAUACGACCCUAAAUUCUAUUAUUCCUUCAUAAUACUGGAAAUCAUUUUACACUCUGCCUCUUUGACCGUCGCCGCGUUCACCCUCGACAGAUACAUUUAUUUCUGUCGCAUUGACUCCAAAUGGCACGCGACCGUUGCCAAAACAAUGACGGCCGCUAAAACAGUUGGAUCUAUUUGGUGUCACGCGACUAUUUUAUCGAUAGUGGAUGUAAAACUUUACGAGUAUUUGAGUGAUCGCACGAGCAACGAUGUAUUUUUCUGGCUUACCGGAAUCUACGUUAUUUUACCAACGAUCGUCAUUUUUUUCUUCGAUUUCAUGAUCGGCCACGAACUCUUCAAAUGCCGGAAGGUCAUCACGAGCAAAUGGAGUCACCAAGAUUUGGAAAGCCUUCGACUGUUGCUGGUCCUGACGGUUGGACUUUACACGACAAUUAUCCCUUUCUGGAUCGUUCAGAUCAUCGUCUCCAUGGAUCCGCGCAGCUGUUGUUCUCAUCUGACCAUGGGCACGAUCUACUAUCUUCUGAAAUUGUCCUCGAUCACAGUCCCGAUAACUUGCAUCGCCACGUGCCAAAAUCUGAGAAAUUCGUUGCUGGAAAUGGUGCUCUGCUGCCGCGAACGCUGAGGUCGCAAGGCUCUCAGAAUCGAAGAGAGUACGAAAGAAGAUCCGUGUGCCGUAGAGCAGCAGGAGACCGAUUUGUAUUUUGAGAGAAAAAAAUUGAGAAAAUUCAUUGAACUGUUCGCGCACUUGCAAACUCCAAAUACACGACGCAACGAGAUUAUUACGAGCAUAUUCAUUCAAAUAAAAUUUAACGAGACGAUGUAUUCCAUGUAUUCCGCGGGCGCUUUGGCCCAUCACGUUCAAGCUGUCUAAUCUGAGUCCAGAGGCGAAUAAAUUAAGGUAUCGGAUCGA
Messenger RNA from Venturia canescens, 1546 nucleotides. Its product is annotated as thyrotropin-releasing hormone receptor-like. Gene Ontology annotation, biological process: G protein-coupled receptor signaling pathway. Bases 413 to 1258 code for a protein of 281 amino acids. The transcript is spliced from 3 exons. Gene Ontology annotation, molecular function: G protein-coupled receptor activity. Gene Ontology annotation, cellular component: plasma membrane. NCBI's taxonomy places the organism in Eukaryota, Metazoa, Arthropoda, Insecta, Hymenoptera, Ichneumonidae. The record is from RefSeq and is a predicted model, not a curated record.